UCAAAUUGGUUGUUACGAUUCUCCUAGCCUUUCUUCAUUUCUGGACUUGAGAGUCUCGAGGCAUUAGAUUUAAUUGUAGAAAUGGUAGUGUGCAUAUAAACUCAGCGCAGGAUGGCAGGAUCUGCCUUAAAACGAUUAAUGGCAGAAUACAAACAAUUGACACUCAAUCCACCAGAAGGAAUAAUUGCAGGUCCAAUAAGUGAAGACAACUUUUUUGAAUGGGAGGCAUAUAUAAUGGGUCCAAAAGACACAGUGUUUGAUGGAGGAGUUUUUCCAGCAAGGCUUACAUUUCCUCCAGACUAUCCACUUAGUCCACCUAAAAUGAGAUUCACAUGUGAGCUCUUUCAUCCAAAUAUAUAUCCAGAUGGACGAGUUUGUAUUUCUAUUCUUCACACACCUGGUGAUGAUCCCAUGGGUUAUGAAACCAGUGCUGAAAGGUGGAGUCCUGUGCAGAGUGUGGAGAAGAUUUUGCUGUCUGUUGUUAGCAUGCUUGCAGAACCUAAUGAUGAGAGUGCCGCAAAUGUUGAUGCAGCCAAAAAGUGGCGUGAAGACAGAAGGCAGUUCGAAGAGAUAGCUGCUGCUACUGUUAAGAAGUCUUUGGGAUUAUGAAAAGACAAAAAGAUGGGAAACUUAUUCUGUUUGAUUUUUAAAAAAACUUUUGUUUCCUUCUGUGAAGUCUUAUCAGUGUAGUUUUUAAGCUGACAUCUCCAUUAAAAUAAAAACAUACCCUGUUAAGCAGUUUUAAUUAUGAAGGAAAGCUAAAGAUAUGUUUGAUUGUGUGCUAUUAUGGCAUCCUAUGAUUCAUAGUGUAAUAUAAUUCUGUUAACUGCAAGAUCAUUAUUGUAUACUGAUAUACAGCAUGGAAGCUAUUUUACAUAAAUUUUGGUUCUCAUUAUUUUAAACAUUUUUCAAAUUAUUGCUUCAGAUUUUCUUAACCUGAUAACAAAUGUUAUUUAUCUUUUGUUGAAAAGAGACCUGAAGCCCUUGUCACCCUAGGAAUAUUUUCAGGAAUUCAAUUUUGGUUGAAUAAAUUAAUGCACUAUAUUUCAUACAUGUAAUGUUGAUAUGUGCAAUAAACAAAUCAUUCGAAGAU
Messenger RNA from Pomacea canaliculata, 1093 nucleotides. RefSeq names its product ubiquitin-conjugating enzyme E2 G2-like. The coding region runs from base 112 to 609 and encodes 165 amino acids. Lineage: Eukaryota; Metazoa; Mollusca; Gastropoda; Architaenioglossa; Ampullariidae. Gene Ontology annotation, cellular component: endoplasmic reticulum; cytosol. The record is from RefSeq and is a predicted model, not a curated record. The transcript has 5 exons.